Molecule: messenger RNA, 507 nt
Organism: Aspergillus oryzae RIB40
Lineage: Eukaryota; Fungi; Ascomycota; Eurotiomycetes; Eurotiales; Aspergillaceae
Exons: 2
Coding region: 1-507 (168 amino acids)
Source: RefSeq, a predicted model, not a curated record
AUGGCAUGGAUUAGUCGCUCCGACACUAUGCCACAGAGCUCUCCACCUUCAUCUCCUGCUCUUUCGAGCUCUUAUCAUUCUAUCCGUCCUAGACGACCUAGUCUUGAGAUCGACGGCGAAAUUCUGUCUACCCGCGGCCAACGUUUGGCAAGUCUCAUUCGCAGGCGUUCUAUCUCCACCCAGAGUCCUGAACCCUGGGAUGAUACUACUCGGCAUGAUGAACUUCCGCCUUGGGAACGGGCAAAGAAAUUGAUCGGGGAUGUCAAGUCCGUCUAUAAUUGGUAUGUCAUUGACCAUGGUCCAUGGAACACACGUCUUGGGGGCAAAGUAAAUCUCAUGCAAAAUCCUGUCUCCAGGCAAUUGUAUUAUAGAGACCCCAAAUCAUUAGAAGGGAUGAGCAAAAAGCUGACGGAAACGAAAGCGCCCCGUCCCUAUCAGAUGGCGGGCCGAAAGACGACGACUUCGUCGAUAGCAGUGCCCGCAUUGUUACGAUUGCCAUCUACGUGA